Messenger RNA from Pocillopora damicornis (cauliflower coral), 3221 nucleotides. RefSeq lists its product as uncharacterized. Lineage: Eukaryota; Metazoa; Cnidaria; Anthozoa; Scleractinia; Pocilloporidae. Gene Ontology annotation, cellular component: plasma membrane; signaling receptor complex. The record is from RefSeq and is a predicted model, not a curated record. Gene Ontology annotation, molecular function: transmembrane receptor protein tyrosine kinase activity; protein binding; ATP binding. Gene Ontology annotation, biological process: protein phosphorylation; multicellular organism development; positive regulation of kinase activity.
ACCUGAUCCUCCAGAGAUUAAAUCGAAUGUUUCAUCAGUCUCGGACAGAAAUGUAACUGUAACUUGGAGACGCCCUAAACAUUACAAUUGCAAUAUUACUAUGUACUCCAUUCGCUUCAGAGUAAUAGAACCACUUAUGGAAAGCCGGAGUGAAAUAAACAUCUCGGGAGUUACAAGUUAUCAACUGCAGCUUCAAUACAGCAAACGGUACGAAUUCACUAUUGCCGCUUGGAACAAACUGGGACGAAGUGAAAACAGCACAGCCUGGAAAGUGAGAACAGCUCAAGAUGUUCCAUACAAACCGACCUUACAUCCUCCAAUUUCGGGACAGUGUAACUCCAUCAACGUAACGUGGAGUCCACCAAUACCUGGGGCAUUAGGAGACCCUGUGAUCGGCUACGUUGCACAAAUAGCAGGGGCUGAUCCCAAAGAAGAAUGGAUUAACUGCAGUUUACGUGGAACAUUGAGAUCAAGAACAUGUCUAUUUACACAUUUGGAGAAAGAUACCACGUAUCGUGUCAGAGUGUUUGCAAAAAAUAAACUUGGAUACAGUUUGCCAUCCAUCGCCAAGGAAAUAUCCACUAAACAAGCAGACCGUCCUGGUUCACCUGAAAUAGUCGAACGGAAAGUUUCAGGAUGUAAUGUUACACUAGAGUGGAUCUCACCAAAAUCCACUGGCUGCCCGAUACUCUUUUACACAAUCAGCUACAGGAAAAAAGGACUUGAUGAUGACAACACUUGGACAUAUGUCAAUGUAACAGAUGAGGGAAUCAAGCAAACGGAACUUAUACUGAAUUGCUCCACGACGUAUGAAUUUCAGGCUAGGGCCUGGAAUGGGCUAGGAGGAGGAAACCUGUCUUCUUUGCGGUCGGCAACAACAAACGACUUAACCUUUCAGCAGGAAGUUAGAGAAUCCCAUUUAACAGAUUCUCCGCCGUUAGAACUGGUUAACCUAAUCGCACUGAUCGUUGCCGGCGUUGUUGUUUUGGUCGCCCUUCUUCUGAUCAUAAGAGUGUGGUACUACUACAAAAAGCGCGCAUCAAAACAGGUCAAAAGGACGGUCGACGAUAUUCAUGUCUUAGAGCAGUGCGAAGUCCAUCCAUUAAGAACAGAAUUUAUCGAAGCCCUAGGCGAGGGAGCAUUUGGGAAGGUUCAUAAGGCAACACUCAAGGAUGGAUUGGAUUACUUAAAAAACGGUGAUGAUUUAAUUGGUAAGGCCAAGCGAAAAAAGAUUGUGGCAAUAAAGGAACUGCAUGAAAAUGCCGGUGAAGAGCAGAGAAGACAAUUUCUGGAUGAAAUAGACCUGAUGAGGCAAGUCGGUCAACAUCGGAAUAUUUUGAGUUUCCUCGGGUGUUGGACCACGACCGAACCUUUUCUCCUGGUCAUUGAGUAUGUAGCUCAUGGAGACUUGCUUCAGUGGCUUAGAAGCAAGCGAACUCAGAUGAACAGCUCGGCUGACAGCAAACCAAAGGAGAACGAUCUGUACGCAGGAUCUAGGACUGCUCUCUUUGGACCAACCGUUGAUCAGACUAACGAAGAGUGUGAUGGGAGGGGAGAAAUACCAGAGGACGUACCUGGUCUUGGUGAUGUCUCAGGCCAACCUGGCAUAGAUGAAUGCAAAAUACCAUUGGCUGUUUUCUCAAGUUCAGAAGAGGGAACCGAUGGAACUUCAGGGAAGACAAAUGACGAGUGCAGUGUUGAUUGCGAGUCGUUCAUUCCAGCCGAUCUUUUGUCAUUUGCUUGGCAGAUAGCCGGAGGCAUGAGUUACCUCUCUGGGAAAGGCCUCGUUCAUAGAGAUCUUGCGGCACGAAAUGUUCUUGUCGGGCACGGUAAAAGGCUUAAGAUUGCAGACUUCGGUUUGAUGCGAGAAGUGUAUCAUGAGGUGUAUGAGGUGCAGAAGCAGAAGAAACUGCCAGUGAAAUGGAUGGCACCUGAGUCACUUUACGAACAGAUAUUUACUACAAAAAGCGAUGUGUGGUCGUAUGGAGUGGUUUUGUGGGAAAUUGCAACUGUUGGGGGCUCACCUUAUCCACUCCUGACUAAUGCAGAGCUCAUGAGAUUAUUAAAGACUGGCCACCGGAUGGAGAAACCUGAAUUGUGUUCAGAUCAUGUUUAUUCUUUGAUGCUGGACUGUUGGAAAGAAGAUCUAAAUGAACGGCCAAGUUUCCAGGAGCUGGUUGGAAGAUUGGAAGAGCUGAUGCAUCAGGAAGUUGAAUACUUUGACUUUGACAAAGUUGACGAGUCGAAGGACUAUUAUCUGGUGCAAGAGGUCAAGACAAAUGAGGAUGACCUGGAUGGGGUUGACGUGUUAUAAAAUUAUCAAUGACGACAUAACAACAGCAGAAGAAGUACCUUAAAAAUUAUUAAAAAAUCUAGCUCAAUGAAUUAAUAUUUUAAGCUUCAAGUAAUCUUAAGCGCUCUCCCCCAUUGAACGAUUUAAAAGACAAGAAUGACAAUGAACUUUUUCUCUCAGUCUGAAAAUGCAAGCUAUUAAUGUUAAAAAAGACAGAGAUUAUAUGCUAAAUUGUCAGAGUUAUUAUAAGUACUUGAUUCCUUGGUUGACUUGAUAUGGCCUUCCUAAUGAGGACACUAUACUGAAAUUUAAAUCUAUCAAUUAAAAAGUAAACAAAAUGUACCACAAAUUGAUGAACAAAAAAGUACCGACGUAUGCAGCAGCGGUACAUCCAGCCAUCAGAGCGUAUAUUUUGCUUUGAUUAUAAAGCUUCAACCUUUUUCAACACAACUGAUCGCAAGAGAGCCAAUUGAACACACCUUACCUAAAAAGUUUCAUUUGCUUUAAUGGUUUCGCGUUAAACGAAAGCCUGUAAGGAAAUUCAGCCUGCUUUGCUUUCGAAUUCAGGGUCCUUUUUGCUUGAAGGCCCAUAAUGACCAUUCCAGGAGACAGUCAACAGACAGUUGACAAGGCAGAGUUGCUUGUUAACACUUACCGGUCUAUCGACAUUUCUCCUCUUUCAACACACUUUGCCUGCGUGGAUAAUUCGCAGACACUGGAUACUUAAUCACGUUUAGGAGUAAGAAGGCUCUCCCAAAGCACAUUGAGAUAUUUGAAGAAAACGAUCCAGUCUUUGAAGACAUACCAAUCGGUAAAGGCUCUGUUAAACUGCUUCUUUAAUCAAAGUUAGCCCUGAGGUGAAGAGCUAGCGCCUUAACUGCUUAAUUAAGAUAUAUUUUGUCCUCUAAAAAAUUCGGUUAUGACUGUA